Mesitornis unicolor (brown roatelo) is the source of this 395-nucleotide messenger RNA. RefSeq names its product serum amyloid A protein-like. The transcript has 3 exons. The record is from RefSeq and is a predicted model, not a curated record. Gene Ontology annotation, cellular component: extracellular region. NCBI's taxonomy places the organism in Eukaryota, Metazoa, Chordata, Aves, Mesitornithiformes, Mesitornithidae. Bases 1 to 384 code for a protein of 127 amino acids.
AUGAGGCUCUGCAUCUCCCUCGUGUUGUUCUCCUUUGUUCUCUGUGCAAGUGCUGACAUGCUGCUAGUCCAAUCUGGACGAUUUCUCUUGGAUGCUGCGAAAGGGGCAGCAGAUAUGUACAGAGCAUACCGGGACAUGCGCGAGGCAAAUUAUAAAGGUGCUGAUAAAUAUUUCCAUGCUCGUGGGAAUUAUGAAGCUGCCCGAAGAGGACCUGGCGGUGCUUGGGCAGCCAAAGUGAUCAGUGAUGCCCGGGAAAAGUGGCAAAGUGACGUGAGUGGCAGAGGUGCAGAAGACACCCGGGCUGACCAAGAGGCCAACGAGUGGGGCAGAAACGGAGGGGAUCCCAACCGCUACAGACCUGCGGGCCUUCCCAGCAAAUACUAACGCUGCCCCCU